GGUCGCGCUCGCUUGGCCGGGCUGUGGGAGAUAACUCGGAGUGGGCCGCAGCGGUGCUGUGGCUCUUCUUGCCGGGCGGUCGCACCAUGGCGGACGAGGAGCUGGAGGCUCUGCGGAAGCAGAGGCUGGCUGAGCUGCAGGCAAAGCACGGGGAUCCUGGCGAUGCAGCACAACAGGAAGCAAAGCACAGAGAAGCAGAAAUGAGAAACAGUAUCUUAGCCCAAGUUCUGGAUCAGUCAGCCCGGGCGCGGUUAAGUAACUUAGCACUUGUAAAGCCUGAAAAAACUAAAGGAGUAGAGAAUUACCUUAUACAGAUGGCAAGAUAUGGACAACUAAAUGGGAAGGUAACAGAACAAGGUUUAAUAGAAAUCCUUGAAAAAGUAAGCCAACAAACAGAAAAGAAAACCACAGUUAAAUUCAACAGAAGAAAAGUAAUGGACUCUGACGAUGACGACAAUUACUGAAUUUCAGACGCAGACACUGGGACUUAGUGGAACAAUUCCAGGACAGAUAAUACUUGGCAGUUAAGAUCUGAUUGAAUGUUUACUUUAUUGUUUAUAUACCUUUAGAAAAAUAAACUUGUUAUGUAAAAUAAAA
Messenger RNA from Molossus molossus (Pallas's mastiff bat), 597 nucleotides. It is a transcript of the gene PDCD5, whose product is annotated as programmed cell death 5. The transcript is spliced from 6 exons. The coding region runs from base 87 to 464 and encodes 125 amino acids. Gene Ontology annotation, cellular component: nucleus; cytosol. Gene Ontology annotation, molecular function: DNA binding. NCBI's taxonomy places the organism in Eukaryota, Metazoa, Chordata, Mammalia, Chiroptera, Molossidae. The record is from RefSeq and is a predicted model, not a curated record.